CAAUGUUCUCAGAAGAGGUGCAUAGAAUCUGCCCUUACUGACAUAUUUAAAGGACCCGGGACCCUUGCAUAAGGUGCAAGGGGGACAAGCCCCCCCUCUGGCAGAUGGCUGCGCUCCCCAAUAACCUGUAACAGCUAUGACGAGUUUGGGCAGAUUGUUAUAAAGCUAUGUGAGCCUAUUCCUCUACUGCUCUCUCCUCCUUCUCCUCAGCCUCGCAUCCACCAUCCUUUGUUCUUCUCUCUCUUUCUAUCACUAUAAGUCUCCUUUCUACAGACACUGCUCCUUGUCUUGCUUGACUACUAGCCCAGCUAUCCUGCACUGCAGCACAGACCCAGGUCUCCUCCCCCAUGUAGUCUGCCCCCACCACAUUCACCCCCUACUCCUCCCCCCCCAUCUCGGGGAUGAGACGCUCUGCCCAACUUUCAGCCUGUGCCAAACCCACGGAGUUCUCACUCCGAUAAAUAAUAUAUCUCCAGAAAAAUCCCUGGCAGCCUCCUGCCACGGCGAAGAUGCGCUGCGCCCAGGAUCUACUGCAGGAGCUGCUGGAGUGAGGAGGAUGCCAAUCUGUUUCCUGGGUGGAAAGAACAAGCCUUUUGUUAGGAUUGCUGAAUGCCCAGGUGCUCCCAUUGUAUGAAGCGCAAUGAUAAAAACAAUCUCGUGACAGGGGAUCCCGCACGUUGUGUUACUGGAGCUCUGCAGACCAUGAAGUCAGCGGGAUGUUAGACUCCAUCUCGGCGCGGUAAUCCCAGCAAGAUGGGAAGGGCAGAAAAGAUGCCGCUUCUUCAGUAUUAACAGGAUGAAAGGAUAUCAUGGGGAAGGCAACCAAUCACAGCCUCCAUGUCACUGCAUCCCCGAAACACGAGAAAGAGCACUGGAGUUUUCUCAUCACUGCUCUGACCUCCGCAAAUCCUACCCUUGCAGCGCCUCUGAGUCUUGUUCCUUGGACCUUCACUAUUACCCUUCUAGGAGUGCUGGUGUGACCUCAGAUUGCCCAGGUGGUCCUCUGAGCAUGCCAGAACCUCGGUCCUCCAGUGGUGGUACAUACCCCAGAAUGCACCACAACCCCCAGCAGUUCGACUGUGAUGAUUGUAUGGCUGCCCUUGCACACAACUCCAGCAAGAUCAAUCGCCUACCACCAACCCUGCUGGACCAAUUUGAGAAACAGCUGCCUCUGCAUCAUGAUGGCUUCCAUACCCUCCAGUAUCAGCGUACCAGCACCACAGAGCAGCGUAGUGAGAGCCCAAGCCGCAUUCGUCACCUUGUGCACUCUGUCCAGAAGCUUUUUGCCAAAUCCCACUCCCUGGAGACACCCUCAAAAAGGGAGUUCAAUGGGACCCGGUACGAGGGACGUGGUGGGGAUGGCUAUCAGCACUCUCAACCUCGGCACAGCAAGAGAAGCAAGAGCAAAGACCGCAAGUCAGAACCCAAGCACCGGUCAAAAAUGGCAGGGUGGUGGAGCUCUGAUGACAACCUUGACAGCGACAGCAGCUUCUUGGUGUCUGCGCGUCAUGCCAUGGAGCAUGGAGCUCCCUUUGGAGUGGACACUCCUGAAAGUGCCUUCAGAGACUUGACCUUGAAGAGUUUAAAGGGUGGAGGUGGAGAAGGCAAGUGCCUGGCCUGUGCUGGGGUGUCUAUGUCAUUGGAUGGGCAGACACUAAAAAGGAGCACAUGGCACACCAUGACAGUCAGCCAGGCAAGGGAGGCCUAUACAAGCUCAGGGGGCCACCACCAAGACAAGAUACUAAUGCUUCAGGAAGGCAAGGGGAAGGAACGAGGCUAUCAUUACUUACAGGUUCCACCAGAUGAAUGGGGGGGUUACCCAGCACCAGGCAAAGAAGGAGAGAUUCCCUGUAGGAGAAUGAGAAGUGGCAGCUAUAUUAAAGCCAUGGGGGACGACGACAGUGGAGACUCUGACACCAGCACCAAAAUGUCGCCCAAGGGUGCUACCAGGCGGGAGAGGUAUCGCAGAUCUUCAAGUGUCGACCACCCCAGAACCAACUGCUGCACUCCACCCAAAAUCCAUCCUAAGGGACAGGGCUAUGGUCUCUCCAUCACGGGUCAGUUAAAAGGGGAGCUAAACCAUCACUCUGGCGCCAUGUGUGAGUCAGUUUUUAGUGAGGUGGAAUCUCACGCUGUAGAAGCCUUGGAUCUCCCUGGCUGUUUCCGAAUGCGCAGUCACAGCUACCUCCGUGCCAUCCAGGCUGGCUGUUCCCAGGAUGACGAUUGCAUCUCUGUUUUCUCUGUGUCCGCUCCAUCAGGACAAGCUCUUGCCAGCAACAUUCUUAAGCCCAACACUUCCUUCAGUUACCGCAAAGCUCCACCACCCAUUCCACCCAGGCUCCUCUCCAAGCCCCUCAUCUCAGUGACAGCCCAAAGUAGCACAGAAUCUACCCAUGAAACUUUUCUGCACAAUGAGCCUACACGAUUGCCUUGGUCCAAAGAUACUAAGGGUCACUGCAACUCCAGUGAGAGCUUGGAUGGAACCAAGUCCAGGGGGCUGUCUUUGGAUCUGGCAACUGCCCAGCACAGAGCUUCACCCAAACCUCCCACUGUGAUCAGCAAAGCCCUGCCAUUGCAGGAAGAACUGAAAGGAGCUCUCAGGCAGAGGAAAUGGCGCCCUUCCAUUGGAGUGCAGGUUGAGAAUAUCUCAGAUUCCGACACAGAAGGAAAAAGUCGGAGAGAGUUUCACUCUAUUGGAGUCCAAGUAGAAGAUGACAGAAGGAAGGCAAGAUUCAAACGCUCUAACAGUGUGACUGCUGGAGUUCAAGCUGACCUUGAGUUGGAAGGGUUUCCAGGGCUCACAGUUCCCACAGAAGACAAGGGACUUCAGUUUGGGCGCUCCUUUCAGCGACACUCCUCAGAGCCUUCGGACACGAGCCAGCAGUACUCAGUGUACAAGACAGUGCACACCCAGGGCCAGUGGGCAUACAGAGAGGACUACCAAAUGCAGUAUGAUACACCAGAGGAGGCCCGGCAAGAGUCCUGGAUGAACAGGGGUACUCACAGCCUUCCGGAUUCCGGGAGAGCAUCUCCUUGCCAUCGUGAUGGGGAGUGGUUUAUUAAGAUGUUGCAAGCAGAGGUGGAAAGGAUGGAAAGUUGGUGCCAGCAAAUGGAGAGAGAGGCAGAAGAGUAUGAUCUUCCAGAAGAAAUCCUGGAGAAGAUCCGUAGUGCGGUGGGAAGCUCCCAACUCCUCAUGUCUCAGAAAGUACAGCAGUUUUUCCGACUCUGCCAACAGAAUAUGGACCCCACCUCUUUUCCAUUGCCCACCUCUCAGGACCUAGCUGGAUUUUGGGAUCUUCUCCAGCUUUCCUUUGAAGAUGUGGGUAUCAAAUUUGCCGAACUGCAACAGCUAAAGGAAAAUGGUUGGAAACUGUUAGAAUGCAAGGAGGAGAAGAAGUUGCCCCCUCCGAUACCAAAGAAGCCUCUCCGCCAGAAAAUACAUCCUGUUAAGGAUCGCUCCUUGGAUUCUGUUGAUCGCCAGAGGCAAGAGGCCAGAAAAAGGCUAUUGGCAGCUAAGCGGGCUGCCUCUUACCGACACAACUCUGCCACAGAGAGUGCUGACAGCAUAGAGAUUUACAUCCCUGAAGCCCAGACCAGACUGUGAAGAGGACAAUGUACACUUAUCUUUUGUACGCGCUGUAUAUAAUAUUAUACAUAUAUAUAGAGAAGAUUUAGAGAUUAUUAUAACAACAAAAA
Molecule: messenger RNA, 3696 nt
Organism: Xenopus tropicalis (tropical clawed frog)
Lineage: Eukaryota; Metazoa; Chordata; Amphibia; Anura; Pipidae
Gene: dlgap3
Product: discs, large homolog-associated protein 3
Exons: 13
Coding region: 797-3604 (935 amino acids)
Biological process (GO): signaling
Source: RefSeq, a predicted model, not a curated record